Alligator mississippiensis (American alligator) is the source of this 7356-nucleotide messenger RNA. RefSeq names its product TBC1 domain family member 24 (gene TBC1D24). The record is from RefSeq and is a predicted model, not a curated record. Bases 49 to 1854 code for a protein of 601 amino acids. NCBI's taxonomy places the organism in Eukaryota, Metazoa, Chordata, Crocodylia, Alligatoridae. The transcript has 7 exons.
GGCCUCGCGCAGACGCAGAAGGCUUCCCGCGAGGCCGUCCCUGUGCGCAUGCGUUGCCGCGUCUGUUCUGUGGAGGGAAAAACUGGCUGUCGCGCCGGUCCCUGUGGGAGGAAAAAGUAUGCAUCCAUGAAAGGCCCAGUAAAGUCUUUAUCUCCCUGUCCUUCUGUAAGAACAAUUUGUGCAGGCAUGGAUGAGUACAGCCGCUUUGUGGAUUGGGACAAGAUGGAUGCCAGCAUCCAGAACCAGGACCCAAAGGAGUUAACUUGCACAGAAUUCCAGGAGCUGAAACAGCUGGCCCGACAGGGCUACUGGUCCAAGAACCACUCUUUGCGAGCCAAAGUAUACCACAAACUCAUUCGUGACAUUCCAUGUCGCACAGUGACACCAGAUGCAAAUGUGUACCGUGACAUUGUUGUGAAGAUAGUUGGCAAACGUAAUAGUGGCACCCUCCCACUGCCAGAGUUUGUGGAUAAUAACCUGGUUCCCACUUACUGCUUGAAUGCUGAGGGCAUUGUGGCUGUCAGGAAGAUAAUUUCCUGCAUUGGUAAUCAAUUCCCUGACAUAUCAUUCUGCCCAGCACUGCCUUCUGUGGUUGCUCUGCUCCUCCACUACAGCCAGGAUGAGGCAGAGUGUUUUGAGAAGGUGUGUCGCAUCCUUGCUUGCAAUGAUCCCUCCAAACGCCUCAUUGAUCAGACUUUCCUGGCUUUCGAGUCCUCCUGCAUGACCUUUGGUGACUUGGUUAACAAGUAUUGUCAGGCAGCACACAAGCUAAUGGUAGCAGUAUCUGAGGAUGUGCUAGAAGUAUACUCUGACUGGCAACGGUGGCUCUUUGGAGAACUGCCCAUGGUAUAUAUUGCUCGGGUCUUUGAUGUAUUUCUGGUGGAGGGCUACAAGGUGCUGUACCGGGUUGCACUGGCCCUUCUCAAAUUCUUUCAUAAAGUAAGAGCUGGGCAACCUAUGGAGUCAGACAAUAUUCAACAGGACAUUCGCACUUUUGUGAGGGACAUUGCCAAGUCAGUGUCUCCUGAGAAGCUCCUGGAGAAAGCCUUUGCCAUACGACUUUUUUCCAGGAAGGAGAUCCAGCUUCUACAGAUGGCCAACGAGAAGGCCUUGCAGCAAAAAGGCAUCACAGUCAAACAGAAGAGGCAAAAUGUGCACUUGGCAGUUCAUGCCGAGAACUUCAAGUCUGAAAUAGUCAGUGUGAAAGAAAUGAGAGAUAUCUGGUCAUGGAUCCCAGAGCGCUUUGCACUUUGUCAGCCCCUUUUGCUUUUCACCACUUUGGAGCAUGGUUGCAGCCUGAACAGGUUUUAUUCUCACAUUGAGGGACAUGAGCCAACUCUUCUCCUAAUCAAGACGACAGCCAAAGAGGUCUGUGGAGCAUAUUUGUCAACAGACUGGAGCGAGCGCCGGCGUGGAGGAAACAAACUGAGUUUUUUCGGGACUGGAGAGUGCUUUGUGUUCAGGUUGCAGCCAGAAGUGGAACGCUAUGAGUGGGUGAUAAUCAAGCACCCGGAGCUGGCAAUGGCUGGUUCUGAACGAGGGAGUCAUUCCACACAGGCUUCCAAUGCCACAUCCUUCAGUUCUGUCCCCUUAGACCCAUCAGAUCGCCUUUCCCCCUUCCUAGCUGCUCGGCACUUCAACUUGCCUUCCAAAACGGCUUCUAUGUUUAUGGCUGGCAGCACCGAGUGUAUCAUCAUAGGAGGUGGUGAUGGCCAAGCUUUCUACCUCGAUGCAGACCUGAACCAUGGGAGAACCAGCCACUGCAAUACCUUCAAUAAUCAGCCACUGUGCUCUGAAAACUUCCAGAUCUCUGUUUUGGAGGUGUGGGGGUUCAAGGACACCUUGAGUGUCUGAGCCCCCAAACAAGCUCGCAAUGUCUCAGAAUUCUCAAGACAGACCAAUAGUAAUGUAAGAGCCAAACUAGCACAAGUUAUCUUGGGCUUGUUAUCAUUUAAUACUGACUAAAGAGCAUGCUAAAAAUGCGGGGCUUAGCUAUUUACUUAUUGCAUAGAAAGAUGCAAUAGUAAAGGGCUAGAUGAUGCAGCUGGUUAAUUCCUUAGCUGCUUACUUCUAGAGACCUGGGUUCAAAUACCACUUUCAGUAACGAGUGGGACUAUGGUGAUUUCAGCCUGCUCCAAAGCAGACUUCUGUCCAUAUCGUAGAAUCACCACACAGACCAAUGCAGUUCAGGUCUAAGGCCUAGGACAUGCUAAGUGGAACUGAGGUAUGUUGGCAGAGCUCCAUGGCACUUGUACAGUGCCUGACUUAAGCCAGUGAUGUUAAGCUUUCAACUUGCAGGAAUACCCUACAAUCUACAAAAUAUAAACCACUGUCUUGUCUCAAAUAAGAUCAGUAUCCUUCUACAAAGAGACUCUAACUGUAGUUCCUACAGCCAGGCAGGCUCAGGUGGUCCUUUUCAUCACUCAUUCAUGAACAAGUUAGAAAAGCCCUUGACUUGUGAAAGGAACAAUGAUUGUUAAUUAUGUUUUUCCUUGCAUCUGAUACCCACUCGUGUUCUAGUUUCAUUUUCCUGUCGAGUUUUUUCCUCUGUAAAAGGUAUUGUCUGGACAAUGGUUUCUCAGAGGGCUGACUUUGUGUUUACAUUCUUAUUCCAUAUCAGCAUAAUGACUUCAAAUUAUAAUAUGACUUGCGGGUCAGGCAGCUAAAAUCAGCAGGGUAUAUGCAGUGUACAAAUUCUCAUCUGUUUUCGUUUGUCAUGGCAGCUAAGAUGAGGCUUUGCACCAGGAAGUGAUAACUGUCACAAUGGGACAAUGUGGGGGAAGACUUGAGGCAAUGUUAGCCAUUGAAUACAGUAACUCAGUGAUUUUUCUAAAGGGAAAUUGAUACGGUGAGGUGAUUCUUCUUCCAAUGCAGAAAGCCAAGCAUACUUAUCAAUGUCAGUCUUAUGCCUGGGAUUGUACAAGUUCCUGAGAGAGGCUGUAGGGGAUGCUGUUCCUCUAUCCCAUGAGUCUGCCAGGUGAGACUAAUGCUUCAUCCAGUCCCUCCCUCCAUGUGAAAGGCAAGCUGCUUUGCUAGCAAUGACUUUUUGGUGCAGGUUAGACAAGGCAGAAAAGGCUUCUCUGGCUCCCUUAAGUUCUCCUGGGUCUCUUCCCCAAUUGUGCUUUGUUAUCUUGAGUGAUUAAAAGUGAUUUCCCAUUGCCUGAGAUUUAAUUAGCUGCCUGGAUUUGGGACUGGUACGUACUAAGCAGGGGGAGGACAUUUCAAUGCUCAUUGGGGACCGGUAUGAGCAAAAACAUUGGAGAAUUCUCUAAAUAGCUCAGACAGCUCACCAGUAAAGGGGAGAUCUCUAACUAAAUGGAGGAAAGUGGAAUGCUGUUUCUUCUGGAGAUAUACACCUAGAUGACUGCACUAAACUGGGGACUCUUAAUGGUUAUUUUUUAUGCUGGAUUUCUUUCAUAAAGCAAGAUCAAAAUGUGCAGUCCCAAUCAGUGGCUCAGUGGGCUAAGCAAGGUCUUGUUAGAAUCCGAUUCAGUUAGAGUCCAAUUCAGCUGACUGGCUUGCUCAGUCUUCCUUCACACUGUAGAUGCCUGAUGCAAGCUGUAUUCUGUGUGAAGUGAGCUUGUGGCACCUAGCCUUGCACCUGGCAUAGGUGGCUAGGAGUCCAGUGAGUGAAGUUAUCGCAUUGCCUACAUUAGUUCCCAGGUUUUAAUUGACUAAACCAAGACCCUUUCUCCUCCAGGUAGUCUUAGAGCACAGGUUCACUUUUAAAGUCUCAGGGUUCUGAAAUGUCAGUAUUCACUCCUUAAUUCUACCAGAAGGAAUAUAACUUCAGCCACACUCUAACCAAUAGAUUACAAAAGCAAGCAGUCAUUGUCCAAUAUUCCUUGCAAAAGUUGCACACGCAAAUUUUGUGCACAGCUGCCUGCUAUCAAAUAUGUCUUAUUCAAAAUACUGUUUAUUUUUGUGUCCAGCUUUUUGAGGAGGAAAACAGACCCUCCUGCUGGCAGUACAAGGAGCCACUUUGAAAACAGAUUUCCACCCACUGGGAUGGAGGGAUCCUUGGAAAUAAGAACAGGGAAGGUUCACUAGUUUAGUUCAAGCAUAGUUUAGUUCAAGUCCCAAAUACAAUAUCCCAAAUCUUUGUCUUGGGAGUAAAUCAGCCAGUUCCCAGAUAGUUCCUGCCCAAGAUGGUUAAUUGCACUGAUAGUAUGGAGAGCUCCAGUCCCUGAAAUGAGAUCUGGACUUCCUUCCAAAGCGAAGGAGAAAAUAACCAAGGUGACAGAUUUAUAUUUAGUAGGUUGAGCUCCAGAUAGCUCCUCUUCAGCCAGAUCACUGUUCAGGUAUCACUAGAAGGGUUCCUAAACCUGCUGAUGCUCUCCAAGUGAUGCUGCUGAGUACAGCCUGGGAAAACAAGUGAGAACUGUGUUCCAUAGACGGUCACUUCAUUAACUGCUCUGACAUGGGUAGAUCAUAUCUCAGUAGUGAGCAAUGUAAAAAUCCCCUUGGUGCCUUUAACUCAUUGUGUCUGCUUCUCAAAAUAAGACUUCUCCAGAUUGGUACUUGACCUGAAAAGGCAGUGACAUAGAGGUGGUGGGGUAUGGUUAAUGCAUCUUUUGACAGUGCUGGGAGCAGCUGAUACAAUCUAACGGCACCUGUUACUAUUGAUGGAAAAGAGCCUUGACAAUCAUACAGUGUUUUACAAGCUCCUGGCAAGUGCUGCCUUCUGCCUGUCAGAUACUGGAAAGUAAAUGCCAUAUCACUCUUUGAUACUUAUUAAUACCCUAUCAUCUUUGCUUGUGCAAAAGAUUCAUUCAGAUAUCUUUAGAGGGAUCUUCUAAAUAUAUUUUCCCUGGCCCUCAUCCUCCCAGAUUGUCUACAAUUUGCUCUCUCCCUCAAGCUGUUUGUUGGCAAGAGCAAAUGAAUCUUGCCUAAAGCAAUUCACUUCACUUUUUCUGUCUGCAAAAUACAGCCAGAGAUCAGCAGAAAUGUUUUAAUUUUCACGUCUCCCUCCCACCUGUACUGUACAUAGCAAUAGAGUUUAAGUGUCAUAGUUAUCUUGCUCCUCAAAUCAUGUCUGAAAAGUCCCUUCCCUCUCUUCCCCCAGUAUGUUUGGGUGGAAGCAUGACCUCAUGAAAUAGCAGGAAUAGAAGCUGAUGUGACAAACUUGGUUUUAGAAAUACUAGCAUGAUUUUUUCUUCCAUAAAGCCUGAAGGAAGUUAGGCAUGCAUUUCUACCAAAAAUCUAUGGGAUUUAGGAACCUGACUCUCAGGUCCCUUAGAAAACCAGGGUAAUAGCAGCCUCUAAACCCUCUCACAGCUAGGGCCCACAAAAAAACCCUUAGAACAUAUAUAGGUAGUCAUUUGCAGAAAGACAGCAAGCUAAAAUUAAGUCUCCACUUCAUAAAGGAGGUCAUUACAAUGGGUUUUGGAUGUCUGUGGCUAGUAAUUUCUAAGGAAACUUCUUUGCAGUUGGAAAGGGAAUAUAAACGUUACCUUUGGAGCACUUUUGUGGGGGAGGAGGGUGGCCAUUAUAUAGAGUGGACCUUGUGCUGGGAAGAUCCUGUUGCAUGAAUCCUGCUUUGGAAAUGGUGGCUCACAAGUCUGUGAACUUGUCACAGAAGUAACUUCUCCCUUCUGCCAGAUGGAUAGGGAAGCUGAUCAUAUCUAGGACUAUUUUUCUUUGUUCAUAUCAAUACCAGCAGCGUCAGUUUGCAAGAGUUGGUGCUAAAAAUGUCAUUAAGGCAAGUAUUUAAGAAAAAAAAUCCUAAAAGACCAAUUUAGUAUUUGUACAUUCUGUGUCUGAACAUUGCACUUGCAGAGAAGCUGCAGUAAUCUAUCACGGGGGACUGUACAAAGUUCUCUCUUGUGUGCUGCUUUUGUAAUUGCUCAGUAAAUACUAAUGCUUUUUGUGUGUGUGUGUGUGUGUGUGUGUGUGUGUGUGUAUGUAUAUAUAUAUAUAUAUAUAUAUAUAUAUAUAUCAUUCUCUUUAAAUGGGGAGCCUCUGUAACCUGAGGGAAUUUCCUUUCCAGUGACAAAGUUGUCUGUGCAAUUAAAGAGUAAAACAGAAAUCUAUCCAGGUUCAUGGAUCUUGGUGCAAUAAUGGUCCAUAUGCCCUAUGCAGAGCUCUUGGGGCUGAGCUUACAGACCAGUUUUUGAGAAGACUGCUACAGUGGUGGCUUAUCAGAGAAUUGCAAGUAUCCUAAUGGCUCCUACUGUGAAGUCCGUUAACAUUAUAGUGCUUCUGAAUAGCUGCUGAUAAUGUACACUCCCUCUGGGAAGAAUACUCCUAAUGGCAUGGCAGGGGUGGUAUUGAGUGCCAUUUGACUAUGCUGUUCAUAUAAAGUCAAGGUUUUGGCUUUUGAGAAGUCAUUGCUGCCCUUUUGGAAGUGAAUCUCUGAUUUCCUGAGGAACCAUUUGUGCUCUGUAAUAUUUUAGUAGCCAGGAGGAUUCCUGGGAGUAGGGAAAGCAGAUAAGACUAGAAACCCUCAGACAGCUGAAACUGGACUGAAGUUACUGUUAAUAGCUUCUGAGUUGCUUGCAGUCCAGAGACCAGCUGUUAUCCAGUCCCAUGUGUCUGGCAUUUGAGCAUCUUGGAAGUUAAUUGUUUCCUGAAAGAUAUGCGCUGUUUGAUUAGUUUUCACCUUUUUCUCAAUGGAAAGGUGACACAAAAGGAAACUCUCUUCUGUUUUAAACUCUUUUGUUAUAGGAUGAGAUAAAAUAGGCUGUUAUUUAAAGAAUUAAAUUCAUCAACAGAAUUCUGUUUAAGCCAAAAGAAAACAACAUCUUGCAUAUCAAUCAACUCCUCCUGUGUGUGCGUGUGCAUAUGUGUUUGUGUGUGUAUCACCUUUCUGAUCUCUCUGCGUGUGUUUGAGUAUGUGCAUGUGGAUUUAAAUCCUAUCUUUACCCCCAUUGGAAUCUGUGUCCUACUUUCCUGAGGAAUCUUGAGUUUACACUGCCUUGGUGACAAUGCAGUCUCCAUGACAACAAUCCAUGAUGUUACAGCCAGUGGGGACUCAGACCCACCUGCAGCUAGGGCAAAGAAAAAGCUCAGCUGUUGCUAUCACCAUUUGGAAUACUCCAGGGAAAUGGAGCACCGAGAGUUUUGGAUGCUAUCUCAUCUUUAUGUGAUACCAGCCAUGUCUUGUGAUCCAGCCCCUUUCUGAGAUGAUUUUUUUUUUACUAGUAGUCUGUCUAUAGUUGAUGUGACUGUGUAGAUUUUUCUGUAUGUUGUUUUUCUCAAGGUGAUUGUAGUGCUGCCUAAUUGUGACUUUUUUGAGGUUGUGCAAUUAUGGUCCUCAUAUGGUCCUCACUGUUGGUGUUGAAUGUUUCUGUGUUUGUACAGAAUUUGAAUUGUACACAAAAAUAAACAUGAGAGCUUUUGGCUUCACCCUUUCAA